AUGGAGGAGACACCAACUACACCGAUCACUGUGCUCAAACGCCGCACCCCAUGCAUCACACAGAUACAUAGAGCCAACUCGACAUCUAGCUCUCUUUCGAGUAUGUCGUACCCACAGAUCCCUACUCGCCGUUCAUCCCUUUCCACGAGCGUGGAAUACGAUUCAAGCGAGCUUGCGACAUCAACCAGAACCCCAUCCCUCAGUGAUAGUCUGUACAAUAUCGAUGUCGUUAAAAUCCGUCAGGAUCAUGCUACAGCUUCCCGAGGUAUCCGCAAAACUGGUCUUGAUGCGAAUGACGACCCAUUUCUCGACCAGACGCCGUGCCGCCGUGUUGAUCCUCGAAGAGGAGUCAUGACUGCGAGUGGGUAUCAGUUAGCGCCACAACUGCUUGUCCGCUGGAGCUCUGGGUCUUAUGGCUCUGUAGAGCCAUGUAUCUCUUCAAAGUCAGCCUCGGCUUCCGGUGCAAUGGAACCGCCAGACGAUUCCAUCUCAAAGGACAAACCCAGAAUGGAUGGUGCCCGGUCUUUAUCAAACAUGCUGCGCCCAGGGUCAUCCGGAUUACUUUGUCCGUUGGAGCUUCCUGUCGCAUUUGCCACAAUGAGAUCCUACGCAGGCUGGCCGUGCAUGGGCACAGAUUCGAUGUCUGUGUGGACGUCAGUAAAUGUGUCUGUUGAUGUUGAGCCUAUUUCCCUGCCUGAGACGUCGACCCUUGCACCCCUUGACAUUAUUAUACUUUUUGACAAUUUGCAGCAGUCUUCUGUUAGCCUUUUGACAUCAAUGGUCCUGGCCUCUUCUGUGCUCGCUUCGAACUUGGUCGUUGACAGUGACAGGAUAGCCAUAGCAUAUGUUGACGGAAGUUCUAGAAACGGGUUCAAGCCAUUGCUUCCGUUAGGGUUCCACUCAUUUGAGACGUUGAGAACUGCUCUGAAUGAAUUUUCCCUCCGCCGGUUGAAGAAGAAAAUGAGAAGAUCCUCUGACGUGGGUAAUUCUAUUCGACAGGCCUCUCGACUCUUUCACUCCUCUCCCAGAGCAGCGUUCUGUCAUCUGGUAUUCGUUUCCGCGUGUCCCCCAGAAAAUCUGUUUGUAUCUGGCGUGGACACGGCUAUUGGUAUCCAUACAAUCUCCCCUCAGCUUCGUUUUCCUCUUGGCACAGAAAACCAUCCACUUGGCUGGCACAUUUUCUAUGAUGCCGAUGCAGACGAUCCACGAUCCUGUGAAGUUCAUUUCAUGCGAAAGGUCUCCAAGGUCGUUCGGCAGCUUCGUACUGGUCUCAGCCCUGGGGCCCUAUCGGACUUAAAACUGUUUGUUGAGCAGGGCCACGCAUGCCGGUUUGAGUCGGCAAUGGAAGACUGCCAUCUGGCGCGUUUACGACCAGGAGAGACAUGGAUCUUCAAAGUGAAAAUUGGUGUGCCGAUCGAGUUUUAUCAGGAAACUCAAUUGACUGAACAUCCCGUGCUCGAAGACUUGAUCAGGCAGAUCAACAGUGUUAUAAAAGCGUAUUCUUCUGAGCCGGCUGCCCAACAUGUUCUAAGCGCCCGCCUCGAGCAUCAGCACUCUUUGCUACCGAGACCGCAUUCUAUUUGCCUGGAAACCCACUGCACCAUCUCGCGCACCCCGGGUGUGCCGCCCCGUCCUUCUAACGAUUAUCGCAAGGUUUCAGGCCUAAUGUCGUAUGAACUGGAUGAUGACGCUAUCAGUAUCAGUUUGGGAUCUGCAAGCGAAAUCAGUUGA
This is a messenger RNA of Penicillium egyptiacum, 1731 nucleotides long. The record is from the annotation of a GenBank genome assembly. Lineage: Eukaryota; Fungi; Ascomycota; Eurotiomycetes; Eurotiales; Aspergillaceae.